GGUCGGCAAGGGGCCGGGGCCGGUGCAGGGAGCGGUCGGGUGGGCACUGCCGGGUGCUGGUGACCGACCCCUCCGCUAGGACCCAGCCGAUCCGCCAGAUUCCGGAUCCUCUUGGCGAGGGCCCCGUUGGCCUCCCCAGACUCCCAAGGCCACUUGCGACUCCCUCCCUAAAUAUUUUUAUUUUCAACUAUUUUAAAAAAUUUUAUUUUAACUUCCUGCUCCACUUGAAUGGACACGAGAGGAGAUGACGGCUGGUUCAGUGUGUGUCCCUCAGAUCAUUCCACUGCGAGUGCCCCAGCCCGGAAAAGCAAACCAUGAAAUCGACAACAACACUCUCUUGGAAAUGAAAUCAGACACCCCAGACGUCAACAUAUAUUAUACCCUGGAUGGCAGCAAACCUGAAUUUCUAAAGAGAAUUGGUUAUGGUGAGAACAAUACAUUGAAGUAUACAAAACCCAUUACCCUGCCUGAUGGAAAAAUACAAGUGAAAGCUGUUGCCGUCUCUAAAGGAGACUGUCGACAGAGUGGGAUUGUAACAAAGGUGUUCCAGGUGGACUAUGACCCACCCACCUCAGUCUCUUCCGAAGAAAAUGGUGAAAAUGUCCUCAGAGGAUCUUCAAAGCAGGAAUUAAAAAAUGGAUUUGUUGGAUCAAAACUGAAGAAGAAAUGUAAGAACGCUGAAAAUAAACCUAGUGGGAAUGUUAACUUUAGAAAGUUUCCAGAGCCUGGCGUGGAUGAGAGAACUGACCCUAAAGCUCGGAAAGAUCUCCGCUUCUCAGAGAGUCCCCCGGAAAUCCCAGCUGGCUGGGGAGGAUCAGGUCUCGGCCCACCCACACACCAGUCCCAGUCCCCUGGUUUUGCACAUAUACCUGGCCGGAAGAGUUUGACAAGCACAGAGAUCAUGAGAAUUCAAAGAGAGACAGACUUCCUUAAGUGUGCCCACUGCCUUGCCCCCCGCCCACCUGAUCCCUUUGCUCGCUUCUGUCAAGAAUGUGGCUCUCCUGUCCCACCCAUAUUUGGCUGUCGUCUCCCGCCCCCAGAAGGAGCCCAGAUGGGCUUGUGUGCCGAAUGUGGAAACCUGGUGCCCAUGAACACUCCCAUCUGUGUGGUGUGCGAGGCCACCCUGGCGCUGCAGCUGCGGCCACAGGCCAGCCUCCACUUGAAGGAGAAGGCAAUCUGCCGCACCUGUGGCACGGGGAAUCCUGCUCACCUGAGAUACUGUGUCACCUGUGAGGGGGCCCUGCCUUCAUCACGAGAGUGGAUGUGCAGUGGAGAUAAAGCCCCUCCCCCACCCACUCAGAAAGGAGAGAUCACUUCCUGCUCCAAAUGUGGUCGCCGAAAUCUCCGGCAGGCGCGCUUCUGCGACUGGUGUGGAGCCGUGCUCAGCAUUCCUUCUGGCUGCUCUGUUUGCUCUAAAUGUGGGGCCAGCAAUCAGCUGUCUGCCCAAUUCUGUGGCUCCUGUGGUAUUUACUUGAAGACCUUGGCAAGACUUAGCUUGGACAGCAGUCGCCCGUUUUCUGAGGCCCGAGCUGCCUGGCAGUCCCUCAGUGUUCCUUUGCCCACGUCUGAUGCUGGGAGCAAGAAGGACGUAGGCACGCAGACCGUUGGCCUGUUCUACCCAUCCAGCAAGCUACUAGCCAAAAAGGAACAGGAACUGGCUUCUUUACAGCAGACGCAGGAGAAGAUGAGCGACCACAAACCUCUGCUCACCGCCGUCAGCCCGGGCAGAGGAUACUGGAGAAAACAGGUGGAUCACAUCUCUGCCCACCUGAGGUCUUAUGCUCAGAACAACCCUGAAUUCCGGGCCUUGAUUGCAGAACCCAGGAUGGGAAAGCUUAUCUCUGCUACUGUCCAUGAAGAUGGUUGUGAAGUCAGCAUCAGACUGAAUUAUAUUCAAGUCUCAAACAAGAACCUGUAUGUCAACAAGGCGGUGAAUUUCAGCGACCACUUCCUGAGCAGUGUCACCGAGGGUGGUGACAGGCUGUACGGCAGCAGAUCCAGCUUGGUGAGUGACUACAGCCAGAGCGCCUCAGAUAGCACUGAGAAAAUCAAGAGGGCAAGGAGCUUCAAGACCAGAACAUUCCCUGAAAAGAGGCGGCAGCUUACGCCUGAAGACAGGUUCCUGCUGACAGAAGUGGGACCCAGAGGGGAAGGAAGAGUGUCUGUGAUCGAACAGCUGCUGGAUGAAGGAGCAGAUCCCAACUGCAGUGACGAUGAAGGCAGACCCGCCAUCGCUGUGGCUGUUGUGAAUAAGCACCAUGAAGCAGUCCCGGUCCUCGUGCAGAGAGGAGCAGACGUGGACCAGCAGUGGGGACCGCUCCGAAAUACAGCUCUCCAUGAAGCAGCUUUGCUUGGCCUGGCAGGAAGGGAGAGCAUCGCCACAUUGCUGGGAUGCAACGCAAGCAUCCAAAAGAAGAACACAAGAGGCCAGACUGCAUAUGACCUGGCUCUGGAAACUGGGGAUGCCCUCGUCACCUCACUCUUUGCUGCUAAGUUUGGCCAAGGGCUCAAGGACCACAUGACCGAACGCAGGAAACUCAGCCUGGAUGACCAUUAGACCCGAGGGCUCCAUGGCCGCCUUUAUUCAUUUCUUUCUGAAGUGUCUCCCUGAGGUUAGGAUUGAGGUUGCAAGGAGUUCAAGAGAUUCAUUUUUUUUUUAAAUUAUAUGACAGCAUAAGCCACUGGUGCCACAUGGGCAGCUCCUAAUAUUCUGUGAAUUGUGAAGAGCUUCGUGUAUAUUUGCUAAUGCUUUAUUGAUGGAUUUGGGGGAAUUUGGUAUUGUUUUUAUUUUUCAAUAGAUAAUAAUCACAUGAUUCAAAGGUAAAAUGCAUCAAGUACUGUGCCGUGAAGUGUCCUUCCCAUCUGUGUCCCAUGGCCACCACUGCCUCCCAAGAGGUACCAGUGACAACAGUGUCAACUGUAUCUUUCCAGGGAUGGCACAGGAGCAGGUUCACAUAUCCAUGUAUGUUACCUGUGCAUGUACACAUACAGCGUAUAUAAAAUACAAAUGUGCAAAGCACAUUCUUUCCCCUUCUGACAAAUAGUACCAUACCACGUACUUCUGUAUCUCUUUUUGUUAGUGGCUCCAACUUAGCACAGAAAGAAUGAGCUUAUUUAAAUUUUUUUGUAUGUUGAACUCAUCAAUAUUCCCAUUAUCCUGGCUUGAUUUUGGUUGAUAAAUCAGCCUUGAAUAAAC
Molecule: messenger RNA, 3196 nt
Organism: Lepus europaeus (European hare)
Lineage: Eukaryota; Metazoa; Chordata; Mammalia; Lagomorpha; Leporidae
Gene: DZANK1
Product: double zinc ribbon and ankyrin repeat domains 1
Exons: 21
Coding region: 245-2557 (770 amino acids)
Biological process (GO): eye photoreceptor cell development
Molecular function (GO): protein binding
Source: RefSeq, a predicted model, not a curated record